Messenger RNA from Nannospalax galili (Upper Galilee mountains blind mole rat), 3124 nucleotides. It is a transcript of the gene Cmklr1, whose product is annotated as chemerin chemokine-like receptor 1. The transcript is spliced from 4 exons. Gene Ontology annotation, biological process: positive regulation of cytosolic calcium ion concentration; complement receptor mediated signaling pathway; positive regulation of macrophage chemotaxis. The record is from RefSeq and is a predicted model, not a curated record. Gene Ontology annotation, molecular function: G protein-coupled receptor activity; complement receptor activity. Gene Ontology annotation, cellular component: plasma membrane. Bases 426 to 1538 code for a protein of 370 amino acids. Lineage: Eukaryota; Metazoa; Chordata; Mammalia; Rodentia; Spalacidae.
CCUGUCCCACACACACUCAGGACAGAGUAAGGCUCCUGGGAUGUUCCAGGAGGCCGUGCUCUGCAGAGAUCCCGCAUGAACUGAAGGAAUGCUUCCAAGUAAACAGCCACUUCCAGGGCAAUCGUGUGACGGGGAGAAAGAGACCAGGGCACAAGUCCCCAGACUAGUGGCCUGAAGCCACAGGAACCCACAGGGACUUGCCAGAAGGACUUGCAGCACCCAGUCUUCAGCAGAGGCACCUAUGUCCUCCCGUGUUUCCAGAUCCUUGACUAUUUUCAAGUACCAAGAGAUGCUCACUCCCAGCAGCUGGCACCUGCGGCUCUGUUGAAAGCCCAAGAGGUAUUUCCAGCUGUGCACAGGGACUUACUGGCUGAGGACCACCGACCGCUGCUUUGCAACAGUGAACAGUGAGGACCUCCAAAGAGAUGGAGUAUGAGGAUUACAAUGAUUCCAUCACCUAUGAUGAGUACACUGACAACUUUGACUCCAUGGUGGUUUUGGAAGAGGUGUCUCCGUUGGAAGCCAGGGUGGCCCGGAUCUUCCUGGUGGUGGUCUACAGCAUCGUGUGCUUCCUCGGGAUCCUAGGCAACGGCUUGGUGAUCAUCAUUGCCACUUUCAAGAUGAAGAAGACGGUGAACACUGUCUGGUUUGUGAACCUGGCCAUCGCAGAUUUCCUGUUCAAUGUCUUCCUGCCCAUCCACAUCACUUACGCUGCCAUGGAUUACCACUGGGUGUUUGGGAGAGCCAUGUGCAAGAUCAGCAACUUUCUUCUCAUCCAUAACAUGUAUACCAGCGUCUUCUUGCUCACUGCCAUCAGCUUUGACCGUUGCGUCUCUGUGCUUCUUCCCGUCUGGGCCCAGAACCAGCGCAGCAUCCGGCUGGCCUACAUGGCCUGUGUGGUCAUCUGGGUCCUGGCUUUCUUCUUGAGUUCCCCGUCUCUUGUCUUCCGAGACACAGCCAAAGUACAUGGGAAAAUAUCCUGCUUCAACAACUUCAGCUUGUCUGCAGCUGCGUCUUUCCCAAAUCCCUCUCACUCCCGAACUGACUCUGUAGGGUUCAGCAGACACAUGGUGGUGACUGUCACUCGAUUCCUUUGUGGCUUCCUGGUCCCUGUCCUCAUUAUCACAGCCUGUUACCUCACCAUUGUCUGCAAGCUGCGGCGCAACCGUCUGGCCAAGAACAAGAAGCCUUUCAAGAUCAUCGUCACCAUUAUCGUCACCUUCUUCCUUUGCUGGUGUCCCUACCACACCCUCUACCUGCUGGAGCUCCACCACACUGCUGUACCUGGCUCUGUUUUCAGCCUGGGUGUGCCCCUGGCCACUGCCAUCGCCAUCGCUAACAGCUGCAUGAACCCCAUUCUGUAUGUCUUCAUGGGCCAGGACUUCAAGAAGUUCAAGGUGGCCCUCUUCUCCCGUCUGGUCAAUGCCCUGAGCGAGGACACAGGACACUCCUCCUAUCCCAGCCACAGGAGUUUCACCAAGAUGUCAUCACUGAAUGAGAGGACUUCGAUGAACGAGAAGGAGACCGGCAUGCUCUGAGCCUCACCUGGGAAUGCCCCCACGGGCACCCCAGCCCAGGGACACCUGAGGACUUGUCUCCUGAAGACAGAGAUGGAAACCUCAUCAGCAGGCCCUGGUGCCCACUGCAUUCUGCACGGGGUGACUUGUGUUUUAAUUCAUGGUGUGGAAACUCUCCCAGAAAGAUGGAGGGCAGUGCAAUCUGAACUUGGGGUAGGGGAUUGGGUCGAUGGAGAGGGUUGGAGGAGCAGCCUUGACUGACUUGGAGCAAAAGUGGAAGAGUUCUCAAAAGCCCUGUCUUGAACUAUGAUUGGCAUACAGGAUUAUGCUAUCUAUGUGUGCCCCAGCACUCAGCAAGGUCCCUGGUGUGGGCGAGGGAAGUCAGAGCAAACCUAUCACAGACCCAUUACAGCCAUAGAGAUAGUGGGCCAGCAAGGCCUGCCCCAGGUCAUCCCUCCAGGUUUACAGCACACUCCUUGGGAAAAAAGGUGACAGAUCAGCCUGUGACCUCCCAAGACCUUGACUUUGGCUUUCAGAUGAGUUGGAAAAACCAGAGGGAUUCAUGGAGCCCUGAAAGGGCAAGAUAGUGGGAGGUGGGAGAGGAGAACUGGGGAAGGAAUGGAGAGGGUGAACAAAGACCCCCAAAGGGUGUGGAUGCAGAGCAGCUCACUGCAGAAUGCCUCGGGGUCAUGGUGCUCUAGGCUGUGGGUUUCUUGAGCACAUGUGUGGUGGCAGUCUUUGCUUUAGCCUCUAUGAUCGCUUGGCAUUGUAUCUAGGGGUGAAGUGGGUGAGCAGCUUCACAGGAGCCCCUACCACACCCCAGGGUCUACUCUCUCCUUCCCUCAUCCUCUCAGCUCUGGCUGGAAGGGUGUAGAAUACACCUCCCUGGGUGGAGGGUGGAGGGGCAGCCUUCUCUUCCUCAUUCAUCUCCUCCGAGCCUUGCUGGAGACUGGUUCAGAGUGUAGCUUAGAGAUGCAACCUUAGGGCAUCCUUUAAAGAAAAGGCUGUCUCUGAGGGCUGGGCCAUGAACUUGAAGCAUUAAGAGUCUUGAACCAAGCUCUCUAGGUGAGAAACCACCUAGGUGAUGGUGUGGGCAGUGUUGUGGUAUCCCCUGACCCCAGGGUCAGGCUUUCUUCAUCUGAAACACCUUCUCCUGGCAGGGAGACACACUGCCUUAUUUACAAAUGACAUGGCUGAGGUUUGUAGAAGGGAGUUGUCCACACCAAAACACAACUCUCACUUCAAAUAGGGUAAGAGGCAGUCUAUUCUGGAGUCAAAAAUGGGUGACCAUGGCCCCGUGAAGGAAAUAAUUACAGAGAAUUAAAGUCAUUUCUAUCAAAAGGAUGAUCACAGAGAUGUAACCUCUGUAAUGGUGUUUUGCAAUCCACCCCCAUAUUGUAAAGCUUUUGUUAACUGGGAAUUAAAAUCUUUUAAUCCUGCCCCACCUUGUAAAACUUUUGUUUGUGCAAAGGCCCUUCCUUCCCUUUAGGCCAACCCCUCUACUCUGUCCUUCAUUACCUUGCUCCAGUCCUUUCUUUGUUGAGACAGGGUCUCCCUGUAGCCACAGCUAACCUGGAGCUCACUAUGGGGACCAGGUUGGCUUGGAA